UUGUUUCUUUUAUUAUAUUUCAUUUAUAGCUUUACUGUCUUUUACAUUCGAUAAAGCAAAGUAUAAUGUACAUCUCAUAAACAAGCAAUUCUUCUAUUGUUUGUUCUAGAAUAUGAAACAGCGCAGAAAUGACUCCUCCUAAUUCCCUUUAUAAAGCAAAGCGAAAACCAAAAGUUUGUCAGUCUUGAUUUUGUUCUCAUCCUUGUGAUUCCCUUCAAGUUACCUUUGUGCCUUUUGUGUUUUCCCCAACCAUCCUCAACGUUUAGUUUUGUGUCUCUCCCCUUUCUUUGUGUCUCUCUCUUUACUUGUGUGUCUCUCUCUCUUUACUUGUGUCUCUCUCUCUCUCUUUACUUGUGUCUCUCUCUUUAUUUGUGUCUCUCUCUUUAUUUGUGUCUCUCUCUUUAUUUGUGUCUCUCUCUCUUUAUUUGUGUCUCUCUCUCUCUUUACCUGUGUCUCUCUCUCUCUCUUUACUUGUGUCUCUCUCUCUUUACUUGUGCCUCUCUCUUUCCUUGUGAUUAACCUCUCUUGCUCUUUCCACCCUGUGAUUUCUAUCUGCUUCGGUUACUUUCAGUGUUAAUCACAGCCUUUAUUUUUGGAUUCCAUUUUAUACAGUUAUCGGUAAGUCAACAACUAUCUAGUAUAAAAUUCAUGCUAUUUAUCAUCGCUAUUAACAUUAGUUUAUUUCAUCCCUUUUUUGUUUUCAUCGAUAAUAUUCACACGCUCGUUUCAUCACCUUAAGUUCAUAGUAAUGGCUCACAAAUUUACUUAUCCAUCAAAUUAUGAUGAACUUUUACUUGACGCUCAUCUAGCUAACCGAGAAGAUGACGAAAUUUGUGCCAACAUAGAGCUUCCAGAGGAUAUUCUUAUGAUAGACGAUGAAGCUGAUCAGCUCUGCCGUGAGGCUGAAUACCGCCCUCUUUCGGAUAUUCAUGCAUCAUCGCCAAGUGAAAGAACAACUCCAGAUUUAGUUAUCGACGAAAUUAUCUAUCCUGAUCCUGAAUCCUUAACAGAAACACCGAUUGCUCUUGACAGUUACUCUCUUGAUGAUUCACGCACCAUAACCAUAUCAGCACCAUCUUCACCAUGUUUCUCCAUAAAUUCACAAGAAAGUGAUGCUGAAAAUCAAAUUGGAUUUGGUAUAGAACCUGAAAUCGAAUUCGAAGUGCAGUUAACAUUGGAAACGCUUUUGAAUGAUACCGAAGGCUGGAUGAACCAGGAGGCGCAGCUAUCGUCAGUUUUGGUAUAA
Messenger RNA from Panonychus citri (citrus red mite), 1246 nucleotides. RefSeq lists its product as uncharacterized. The coding region runs from base 749 to 1246 and encodes 165 amino acids. NCBI's taxonomy places the organism in Eukaryota, Metazoa, Arthropoda, Arachnida, Trombidiformes, Tetranychidae. The record is from RefSeq and is a predicted model, not a curated record. The transcript has 2 exons.